Molecule: messenger RNA, 2988 nt
Organism: Ochotona curzoniae (black-lipped pika)
Lineage: Eukaryota; Metazoa; Chordata; Mammalia; Lagomorpha; Ochotonidae
Gene: PPP3R1
Product: protein phosphatase 3 regulatory subunit B, alpha
Exons: 6
Coding region: 403-915 (170 amino acids)
Molecular function (GO): calcium-dependent protein serine/threonine phosphatase regulator activity; calcium ion binding
Source: RefSeq, a predicted model, not a curated record
UUCUCGAGCCUUGAGGUUGCGGGUCAGCGCGAGCCACUGCAGUGAGUCCGUCACGGCUCCGGCGCGAGCGCGAGGCUGCAGUCCCCGAGCCGCCUGGCCCUCUGGGUCCCCCUCUUCCCCCGUCCUUUUCUGCUUGCCUGCCUGCUUCUCGCCUCGUCUCCUCCCGCGCUCGCUCUCAAUCUCGACCUGAAUUUUGCUUCUCCCCACCCCGGCCCUGUCCACUCCCCUCGCGUGCCCAGUCACCCGGCCGGCGCGGGCCCCGCGGCGCCGCCUCCCCUCCCCCACGCGCACCCCCUCCCCGCGGGCGUCCCGAGGGCCGCCGCCGCCGCCGCUUCCUGCGGGAGCCCGUCCGAUCGCCGACACUCCUUCUCCUGAGAGCGAGCCGCCGACCCGCCGAGCAAAAUGGGAAAUGAGGCAAGUUACCCCUUGGAAAUGUGCUCACACUUUGAUGCUGAUGAAAUCAAAAGGCUAGGAAAGAGAUUUAAGAAGCUUGAUUUGGACAAUUCUGGUUCUUUGAGCGUGGAAGAGUUCAUGUCUCUGCCUGAAUUACAACAGAACCCUUUAGUGCAGCGAGUAAUAGAUAUAUUCGACACAGAUGGGAAUGGUGAAGUAGACUUUAAAGAAUUCAUUGAGGGAGUCUCUCAGUUCAGUGUCAAAGGAGAUAAGGAGCAGAAAUUGAGGUUUGCUUUCCGUAUCUAUGACAUGGAUAAAGAUGGCUAUAUUUCCAAUGGGGAACUCUUCCAGGUGUUGAAAAUGAUGGUAGGGAACAAUCUGAAAGACACACAGUUACAGCAAAUCGUAGACAAAACCAUAAUAAAUGCAGAUAAGGAUGGUGAUGGAAGAAUAUCCUUUGAAGAAUUCUGUGCAGUAGUAGGUGGCCUAGAUAUCCACAAAAAGAUGGUGGUAGAUGUGUGACUCUUUUUAAGAGCACCACCCAACACUUUUGCUUUCUUCUCCAUCUCUGAAGAUCUGCUCAAGAUGUCCAGCAAUGCUCUCUGUGUAUUUAAAUGGAAGUAUUUUUCUCUGUGAAGCCACAUUUUCCAACAUGAGCCUCAUGAAGCCAACUAAGUGUUAUUGAACUCUUAUUCUCUCAAUAACUCAGUGUAGCACUUUAAAGUCUGAAGGGCAGCAGCAUGAAAAGAGCAUAUCAUUGUGGUGGAGAAAGGGAAGGGUUGGCUUUUUAAUUUAUUUUUCUUCAUCUUUUAUAACAAGAAAGUAUCUAUAUAUACAUAUGUAAAUAUUUAUAUAUAGAUAUAUGUAGCUUUCUAUAUAUGUAGUAGGUUGGCUUUAAUUUAAUGUACUUGAUUCAGAAACAAAGUGAUAGAGUACAAAAGUGCCAAGCAGAACAUACAACAUCCUUACUUUUAUUUCACACAGUUUUAUAUAUAGAAGAUUGUACAAUUUGAACCAGGUGUUAGGCCAGCUAUUUUAUUUUUCUGUGCUUUCUCCUUUGAGAGAUUGACAAAGCAUUUGUUAACGUCCUAUUAUUUUACCUUAAUUACAUUUUUGUAACGAAAGUGUCUGUAACUUUAUUUAUAUCUAUGAAUAUAUUUCCAGGGACUGCGUCUCAUUGCUGAACAGCUUUAAAUCCAUCUUUGCUUGAGGAGAAAGUAUAGUUCAAUGCUACUGCCAAGAGCUAGUUCUUGUGUUCAUAUAGUAGCUGCAUAAUGAUAUGGCUGCUUCAUUCUGUUACUUAGUAACUAGAAGCCAUUACACUUAUCCCAUGUCCCCAAAUAAGUUGUGAUUCUCUAUAUAUAAAGCCAGAAGCUAUCUCUGGCGAUCACGAUUUAUCUUAUGUAUUAUUUCAUUGAAGAAUACCUAAAAUAAUCAUGUAACUGUUUAGGGUAUCCUUUUGCUUCUUUACAUGGAUAAAUAAUUUAAUUAAAAUUGUGUUUGACCAUGAAUUUCCCUUUUGUGUUUUAACAGACUUGCAGCUAAUUAAAAUAUAUAUAUAUUUAACAUGCAUGUAUGUAUUUAGAAAUCCAUAUAUAUUUGUGAUUUAAAGGGGGGAAUAUUGCUAAUUUAUAUGCCACAGAAAAGCAAAAUUUAUCCAAAUUUAUACUUAAAAUUCCUUACCACAAGGCAUAGAGUGCAUGUCUUCUUGGUUUUGCCCUUAUAUUUGGUAAUGAACGCUGACUUAAUACAUGUGUGUGAUAUAAAAGUAGUGUAUCAUUUCCACCACUUGACGUUAUCCCUUCCCUUUUCUGCAAAGGUACUAUUGGCUGGAAGAAAACAUUUCUGUUAGCUGUAUGACAGUAGUCUUCCCCUAUGUAAUUUUUCUAUACAAACUGGUUUUCUAAUCGAGAGUAAAGUGGCAGGUUGAAUCAGGGUGAAUCAGUCUUACUGAAUUGAGCAUACCUGCCUGCCGUCGCUGUUCCUUCAACUGAGUGCUGCACAUCAUGGGCUCUGUCUGUGAGAGAAAAAUCCCGGUGCUUGGUGUCCUUGCAUGACAUGGAGUUUUGCAUGUAGAUCGAUUUAAAAUGUACCUCUUGUUUACAUCAUUUGCAUAAUUUUGAAAGAUAAUGUUGCCAAACUUUGGAAAUGUUGACGUUCAAACUGAAAAUCUCCACUACAUGUAACUUUCUUCCUCUGGAUCAGUACGUGGCUUAUAAUCCCAGCCAGUGGUUUGAUCUGUUCCAGUGUCAACUGCCAUGUGCUCUGCUUCAAGGGGGAACUAGUCUUUUGUGAAUUUUUUGUACAUAAGUAUUUGUUACAAAUAUUUUAGCAAAUGCUUUCUAUUUCUCUUGCUUGUGCAUAUCUUGGCUGGCGUUAUAGAAAAGUAGUGCAAACAUUAUUUCCUUAAUGGGAAUGAGGGGGUUUUAUUUCCCUUUUUUUUUUUUUUUUUUUUUUUUUAGUGUUGGGGGGUGAGGAAUGGGUGGGGCGGUUUAUGUUGAAUGUUUAGUUUUUAUUCUGCAUGAUAUGUCAUGUUGUGGGAUCUUUAGAAAACUUCAUACUGUAUGAAUAAGGAAAUAAAAUAUUUGAAACUUG